This is a messenger RNA of Macaca mulatta (Rhesus monkey), 3310 nucleotides long. The record is from RefSeq and is a predicted model, not a curated record. NCBI's taxonomy places the organism in Eukaryota, Metazoa, Chordata, Mammalia, Primates, Cercopithecidae.
UCAGAAUUAUCCAAGCAAAGACUCUAAGUAACAGCUGAAAUGCUGUUUUUUUAUUUUUUUUAUUUUACGAGUGGACACAAUUCUCAUCUGAGUCCUGUUAGUCUUGUUAAAAUAAGUCAGACAGAGAGAGGGGGCUGGGGGAAGUAGGGGCUCUCUAUAAUUUUAAUUUUGUGGUCUGGGACACACCUCAAAAUUACAAACCCCGGCCCCCUACUGUUGGGAUGUCGCCUCUGAGUCUGAAAACUUUCUGCUCCUCUUGGGUUUGUUUGCGAACAUCGAACUGCCAAGAGUUCUGAGCUCCUUGGGGUGGGGAAAGGCACCUGGGCUACCGGCUACUUCAUGCACACUCCCGGCCCUGAGGGGAAGCCAGAACCAGACGCCCCGCACGGGUCUAGCCUUCCACGUCUCCCUCCCGCCUCCGGGCUGUCCUGCGGCCCCGGCUAUCUGCAGCUCACCGCGCCAGGCCCCGGGCCCAGCGUCCCGGACUGGCCCAGAGAAAGCAGAGAAGCAGUGGCCACGUGGCGCUAUGGCGGUCACUACCGGGAAUUAACCACGGCCACACUCUCAGGGCGCCAAGCGCCGGCUCGGGGACACGCCGGCCACCACCUCAGCCGGCUAAGGGGAACCCGAAACCUGCUGGCACCGCGGGAAUCCACUAUGGAGGCGUAAAGGGGGACCCAUUGGGGUCCGCGAGGGGGGGCAGGGGGAGGGGAGCGGAGGGAGGAGCUCCCGGGGAGGGGGCCGCGGAGGGCCGGGGUCCCGGGUCUUGGGGAGAUGGGUUGGCUGGGAGACCCGGGUCCGCGGCUGUGCAGGGCGGGGUUCCCGGAGGGGGCGGGGCUCUGGGCGGCGCGGGGCGGGGCGGGGGCGGGCACAGCGCGGGGCGGGGCGCGGGCCGGGAGCGGCAGGCGGGCCGGGCAUGGCGUCCAUGGCGGCGGCUAUCGCGGCCUCGCGCUCGGCGGUCAUGAGCGGGAACCGGCCUCUUGACGACCGGGAGCGAAAGCGCUUCACUUACUUCUCGUCGCUGAGCCCCAUGGCCAGGAAGAUCAUGCAGGACAAGGAGAAGAUCCGCGAGAAGUACGGGCCCGAGUGGGCGCGGCUGCCGCCCGCGCAGCAGGACGAGAUCAUCGACCGGUGCCUGGUGGGGCCGCGCGCUCCGGCGCCCCGAGACCCCGGGGACUCGGAGGAGCUCACGCGCUUCCCCGGCCUGCGCGGGCCCACGGGCCAGAAGGUGGUGCGCUUCGGGGACGAGGAUCUAACUUGGCAAGAUGAGCACUCUGCCCCUUUCUCCUGGGAAACAAGGAGUCAGAUGGAGUUCAGUAUCUCCGCCCUAUCCAUCCAGGAGCCGAGCAACGGCACCACCGCCAGCGAGCCCAGACCCCUGUCCAAAGCUUCCCAGGGCUCCCAGGCCCUCAAGUCCUCCCAAGGCAGCAGGUCCUCCAGCCUGGACGCCCUGGGCCCCACCAGGAAGGAGGAGGAAGCAUCCUUCUGGAAGAUCAAUGCCGAGAGGUCCCGAGGGGAGGGGCCUGAGGCCGAGUUCCAGUCGCUGACCCCUAGCCAGAUCAAGUCCAUGGAGAAGGGGGAGAAGGUCUUGCCUCCCUGCUCCCGGCAGGAACCUGCCCCGAAGGACAGGGAGGCCAAGAUGGAAAGGCCCAGCACCCUCCGUCAGGAGCAGCGUCCCCUUCCCAACGUGAGCACCGAACGCGAGAGAGCCCAGCCCGUCCAGGCCUUCGGCAGCACGCUGCAGGAGGCCGCCCCCUCCCAGCUCGAGGGGAAGCUGCCGUCUCCUGACAUCAGGCAGGACGACGGGGAAGACACCCUGUUCUUGGAACCCAAGUUUGCACAGGUCAGCUCAAGUAAUGUCGUCUUGAAGACGGGAUUUGAUUUUCUGGACAAUUGGUAAAAUGUAUUAGAAAAAUGCAAUGAAGAACCCUAAAAUGUUUUCCAAAGUGGUGUGGUGGAGGAGGAUAAAAAGGGCCACCUUUUCCUAUGUAUUUUCCUGGUUUCUUGACACUCUUUUCUUAAUCAUUUGGAAACUGGUCAAUAUUGCAGAUUUUUUCUUUUUUGGUAGAACCAGAUAUAGAUGCUAUUUUCAGUGAUUUGAUAACAGAAGUUUUACAUUUGGAAUUUUUAAGGUCUGUUAAUAAUUCAGGAGAUCUUGUAAAUAAAACUUCUGUUCCCAGCUCCACCCAAUUUUCCCCCUCCUCAAAGGAUGUAUUUCCACCAAGUCACAAAAAUCGUAAAAGUGAUUUCCAUCUCCCUCUCCAUUAUUUCCCCUCCCCCCUCCCCUUUUUAACAUAUGGGUUCCUUUUGAGGGGUGAUUGAGGGUCAUGUUAUCAGCCAUGACAUCAGCGUGCUGGCCGUGACCCCGGAAAGAUUGGCCCCCAGAGACCUUCUUAGCCAGCGCUCGCAGCUGUCCGGGACUUCUCUGGCGGAAGCCACGUCUCUCACAUCAUGUGCCACCCUCCACUUUCACGCCAUUUCCAGGGAACAGACUGUGGGUAUGUGGCAGCGUAGUCUUCAAGCUGCCCUGAUACGUAUUCAGAGUAUGGAUCGUUGUUUUUAAAAAGAGUUGCAUGUUUAAAGAGUUUUGUAUUAACUUUUCAUUAUUUUGUAUCUAGAUGAUCAGCAGUGGGGCUACCACUUUCUUUGGUUUUGUAUCCGUUUCCUCUUGGAAGUUCUUGUUGCUUAUGUGACCUGUUGGUUGUUCCCUGGACUGGGCACCUGCAGGAGUCAGGGCAGAUGGCAGGCGUGGCUGGAGGACAGGGCUCUUCUGCUUAGUUGUGUUCAAGUCUUCCAGCGUGGGACUGGUAGGAGCAGUGGGCAUUCUUUUUCUAAGGGCUAGCCAGGCUGCAUCAUGUCGGACCUUCCCCAGCCCUGACCACCACCGGAAGCAGAAGAGUGGAGUUCGCGAUCACCUCAGCAGCACCCGUGGAGACCUGCGUGGUGUCAUAGCAGCAGUAUCUCUUGGAGCUGGUGCAGACGCCGAGGCUGCCCAGUGGUACAAGGUGGCCCACCUCCCCUAGGGAAGCUGCUGCACUCACAGGCUGCCCUGCCCCGUGGCCCUGGAGCUGUGUGACCUGCAGGAGGCAUCCAAGCAGAGCCUCAAGCCCGGUAUGGCGCCAUCUCCACGUCGCCAUCACUGCGUUCUCACCUGAAGCCUUAAUCUCGGCGACCCCGGCCAGUGAGCGCUUGGUUUCAAUACCAAAGUGUGUGUUUUUUUUUUUAAAUGUGUGUUUCAUAGGACCUUCUGAAAUGAUUUCCAGAAUAUUUUAUCUGGCUCCAAAAUAAAGCACAUCGCAACUCACCUCAA